UACUCAGAACAACCCUCUCUCUCCAGCAGAGAGUGUCACCUCCUGCUUUAGAUCAUCAAGCUCUGCUAACUGGACCUCACCCUGCCUGCAGGGUUACACUGCAAAGCUUUCACCCUUCCGCACCUUGUCUGGGGGUACAUUUCUUCUGCGGAAUCUCAGAAAAUCAAAUUCCAUCCUAAGAAUAUUUCACCAAGAAUUUCCUUAGGAGCUGUGCUGGGGUCCUAUGAUGAUACACCAGCCACUUGUGCUACCACCUGUCAAAACUAUGGAUGGCCCUACCUUCAGGUGCUUGCAAAACGUGCAGAUUCCAAAGUUCUGAAGGUUCUGAUGCAGAGGUUCUGUUGUGGGCCCUAGACAUUCUCACGUGUUCAGCAAGUUCUGGUGGUGAUUCUGAUACAGGUCAUGACCCUGGAUUUAAGAAAUUUUUCAAGACAGUUUUGAGUAUAAUCCAAGAGAAAAAUGUGAUUUGAGUCGGGAGACAAUUGUGAAUAUCAGCUAAUAAUAAAAGCCCAGUGUAGCUGAUUGAAGAGAAAACAUUAUUUGGAAGAUUGCUACAAUAAAAAGAAAAGUUUCUUCCAGUUUGAUUUAUAUUAUAUAACAUAUUUCAUCUUGGCUUUAAUGAUGGAGAAAAAGAGUGUCCUGUAUUUUCUGUUUCUCUUGCCUUUUCUUAUGAUUCUUGUCAUAGCAGAAUCAGAAGAGAACCCUGGUGACUUAAUUCAGUUGGGUGUUACUAGAAAUAAAAUCAUGACGGCUCAAUAUGAAUGUUACCAAAAAAUUAUGCAAGACCCUGUUCAACAAACAGAAGGCAUUUAUUGCAACAGAACCUGGGAUGGAUGGCUGUGCUGGAAUGAUGUUGCUGCCGGAACAGAAUCAAUGCAGCACUGCCCAGAUUACUUUCAGGACUUUGAUCCUUCAGAAAAAGUUACAAAAAUCUGUGAUCAAGAUGGAAACUGGUUUAGACAUCCAGCAAGCAACAGAACAUGGACAAAUUAUACCCAAUGUAAUGUUAACACACAUGAGAAAGUGAAGACUGCACUGAAUUUGUUUUAUCUGACUAUAAUUGGACAUGGAUUAUCUAUUGCAUCACUGCUUAUCUCACUUGGUAUAUUCUUUUAUUUCAAGAGCCUAAGUUGCCAAAGAAUUACCUUGCACAAAAAUUUGUUCUUCUCUUUCGUUUGUAACUCUAUUGUAAUAAUCAUUCAUCUCACUGCAGUGGCCAACAACCAGCCCUUAGUGGCCACAAAUCCUGUUAGCUGUAAAGUGUUCCAAUUCAUUCAUCUUUACCUGAUGGGCUGUAACUACUUUUGGAUGCUUUGUGAAGGCAUUUACCUACACACACUUAUUGUGGUGGCUGUGUUUGCAGAGAAGCAGCACUUGAUGUGGUAUUAUUUUCUUGGCUGGGGAUUUCCACUGAUUCCUGCUUGUAUACAUGCUGUUGCCAGAAGCUUAUAUUACAAUGACAACUGCUGGAUCAGUUCUGAUACCCAUCUCCUCUACAUUAUCCAUGGCCCAAUUUGUGCUGCUUUAUUGGUGAAUCUUUUUUUCCUAUUAAAUAUUGUACGUGUUCUUAUCACCAAGUUAAAAGUUACUCACCAAGCAGAAUCCAAUCUCUACAUGAAAGCUGUGAGAGCUACGCUUAUCCUGGUGCCAUUACUUGGCAUUGAAUUUGUACUGUUUCCAUGGCGACCUGAAGGAAGGAUUGCAGAGGAGGUAUAUGAUUACAUCAUGCACAUCCUCAUGCACUAUCAGGGUCUUUUGGUAUCUACAAUUUUCUGCUUCUUUAAUGGAGAGGUUCAAGCAAUUCUGAGAAGAAACUGGAAUCAAUAUAAAAUCCAAUUUGGAAACAGCUUUUCCCACUCAGAUGCUCUCCGUAGUGCAUCUUACACAGUGUCAACAAUCAGUGAUGGUGCAGGUUACAGUCAUGACUGUCCAACUGAACACUUAAAUGGAAAAAGCAUCCACGAUAUUGAAAACGUUGUCAUAAAACCGGAAAAGUUAUACGACUGAUAAUAGACGUGUAUUGCUGAACUAUUUUGUUCCACUCCUAACUCAAGGACUUGGAUCCAUGACUUUACAACCAGAAGACUUCAAUAUUAAAUGAAUUAUUUGAAGGUGACAAAGAAAACCCUCACAUGAAUUCAGUAGUGUGUUGAUAAAUGUUUCACACUAGCUCCAUGGGGGAAAACAGUCCUGAUUUGUAAGUUUUGCCAGUUUUUAUGGUGUAAGUACUCCCGCCAUGGCUGAUUUCAAGUUACCAACUUGACAUCAGUGAAUGUGGACUUGGGUAAAAAUGAGCACAGUCAGUUGUAGGUUGGUGUGAGCCAGCUCUAGCACACCACUCCAUGAAUCCACAAAUAAAUAGACCAUAAAAGUUCAUAGACACAAUGGGCACAAUUCCACUCCUGUUGCCUAAAGAGACCUAGCUAAGGCCUAUAGACUUGGAAAGAAAAUGAGCUUUUCAUUUGUUUUUAAAAUCUUUAUCCCAUAUUCCUUGGUGAAGUUGAUUUUUUGCCCAGAAAGUAUUCUAGCCCUUUUUGUUUUUAUUUUUUCAAAUGGACCAGAUAAAGAAUUAAUUAUUCCUGUUUGCUUACCCUCUUCUCCUCCCAAAAAAUAAAUGAGCAGAAUUGCUGUUGGCUACUCAUUUGCUGAUUCAUCACAGUUAUACCCCUUGUCAUAUCCAUUUUUCAGGCUUGAUGAAUAGUAUGUAUGAUACGCAAUCCUACUUUGGUAACAUUAGGGAGAAAUCUUGGUUGAUACUACAAAACAUGUAGUUGACUACUUUCCCAUCUUACUACACAAGUGGGAAGGAAUUCGUGUCCAUAUACCUGUAAAUAGAAACUUUGCCCCUUCCAUUUCUACUUUGUGGACAAAUAAGCAAUUAUUUUACAUGAAGGAAAUCAAUGAAGGAUUUCUUAUUUUCUUAAAAGUUUGUAAAAAAAUUGUGAAAAGUAAGCUUGUAAAUACUCUUAUUCUAUUUUAUAGUCUCAAAUAUAUACAAUCUAGGUAAUUUUUUUAAAAACAAAUACUUAAUGUAACAAUGUGUGCAUGUUAAUAUCUGAUACUGUGUCUGGGCUGAUUUUAUAAUAAAAUAGAAUCUGGAAUUCUUAUUUGGUAACUAUUUUAAAGACAACCAGAUGCCAGCAUCAGAAGUUUGAGAACUAAGUUUGAGAAAUAUCUAUGAUAAGAUAUAAAAUAUUUAUUUAAAAAAUCCUCAAGGCCAUUGUUUUAUUGAAUAUAUUAGCUUUGGUGAUUCAUACCUUAAUAAUAGAUAUGUUUGACAUAUUUCCUUUUUUAUUUUGAUGAUGAACUUUCAUUCUAAUCCAGAAAAUUUAAAUGACUCCUAUAAUAAAUGCCAAUCUGCUAUUCUUAUGGUUUUUACCCCGUUAAAAAGAUUACUUUUCUGACUUACUAUAUGAAGCUUUGGAAAUGCUGCAAGGCUAUUUUUUAAAAUUAGAGGAACACAAUAUAUAUCAUAUACAAUGUUUUUAUAUUUUAAUAGAGAUGCUAUAUAUGAUGAUGCAAUAUAGUAAAAGACCUGAAUGUAUCAGUAAGGAAGAAUUGUUGUCAGAACAUUUAUGGAAUAAUUAAAUUAAGAUGGAAGAAAUCCUCGCUAAUGAAUUAAAGUGACAUUUAAAUGGGAUUCAUUUUUCCUAAUGUCAUUUUCCACUGAUUUCUGAAAACCAAAAUGCCUUCAAUUAGUAAGUCAGUUUUGGCAGGAGAAUUCAUUACAUCUAUAUGUUUUUGUUGUUGUUGCUGUGGUGUGUCAAUCUGCUUAAAAUGGAUUAAACUAAUGACUUAGUCAUCAUAGGUUGUUUCUUAAGCUGUCAAUAGAUGGUAAGUUCAGAAGUCAUUUGAAAUUGUCCAGGUAAAUUAUCUAAAUUAGUAAGAAUUCACUUAUUAAAAGGCCUGGUCAGUAGAUUUAUGAUUUAUCUAUACACAUGUAAAAGCUGUAUUGUUAGUUUCAGAUUUACAGAUUUCAAAACAAGCUUUUAUAAAAAGGAACUCAGGCUGUUCUGAACUUUCUAAUGCCUAAAUUAUACAAUAAUUCCUUUAAAUAAUCUCAUAUUUUAGCUAUUUAUUAUUCAAAGACACAGAUUCAAAUCCUUCACUGGCACUGUUCAUAUAUUUCAGCAUUCUUCCAGACAAGCUAUCAAGUCUCAACCAUAAAUGACAGUAGAAAAUGUCAAAUUAUCAACGAGCAUUAUAUUAAAAAUACAUUGUAACUUUCAAGUCUUUUUAUUGUGCUUUUAUCAUAUUAAGUUUAGAUCAGAUUUCCUUUGUGGCCAGGAUUUAUCUAUUGUACCAUCUUUAGGUGAAGACAGUCCAUGAUUAAUCAGUGUUAAUUUUGAACCCAUUUUUUUUUAGAAGUAAUAUUUUUAAAUAUUAGACUUCUCUAAAACUGAAGUACUAAUAAUUAAGAUCUCCUUUGUAUCUUACUCAUAUAAAAAAGUAAAAUCAAUACUGUUUAAAAGCAAACUUCCUUGGUAUCUAAAAACUUAUUUGGGGAAUUUCUAACUUUUAAAAUGCAAAUCUGCUGCUUUUCUGAAAGUAUUUGUGAAAGUCAUUUUAAUUUCUAAACAAUUCUAGUCUGUCAUUUUUUCUUUUUAAUUUCUAAAGUUAUUUAGUGCAUUUAUUCAUAAAAUAUUCAUUCUGGAAUUUAGUGUUUGUUCAAAUGUAAUCCAAUGUACAUAGAAGUAGUGGUAGCUAUAGUGCUGUAUUUAUUGCUUGAUAAUGUUUUUUAAAUGUGAACUUAUCUAAUUUUCUCUUGGUUUUAAUAUGCUAAUAAAAACCAUUUAUUUUAUUUCUAAAACAUACCCAAAAUAUUCUGAUCAAUUAAAAUAACUCAUGUUAUGCUUACUUAGUGUAUAUCUCUAUAUUUUGAUUGUACGAAAAUAUUAAAGUUAUGAGCUAAAGUUGAUUUUCACUCAUGUUUACUGGAGUACUGAAUAAUCUAAAUUACAAAUAUAAUUCUUUACAGCAAUCAGUGUAAUACUUAAAAUCGAUGACUAUAUCACCAUUACCCUCUUUGAAGUCUUCCAUAAACCUGUAAAUCAUUCCAUAAACCUGUUUGUUAAAAUUAUGAAUUCAUCUUGUAAGCUAAAAAAUUCCAAAUAAAGUAUAGUGUAUGCAAAUUCCUUCCUAGGCUAAAUGAAAGGAAAAGAUUCCCAGAAAUAGGAAAAUGCACAAAGAUUUGUCUCCUUUCUCCAUUAUAUUCUACUGUAUAGUUUUGUGUUGAAUAGCAGAAAGAAACAGAAGGAAAAGAACUACUUAAAAAUAUAAUUUUCUCAUUUAAAGUUGUUUUUAGUGUAUUAUAUUGGUAUAGUAUAUUUACAUAUAUUCAAAGAUGUGUAACCAUCUCCACAGCCAAUUUUAUUACAUUUUUAUGACCUCAGGAGGAAACCAUGUAUCCUUAGCUAUCACUCUUCUAUCCUCCCAUCCCUGCUCCCACCCAAGCCCUAAGCAGCACUAACUUACUUUCUGUCUCAAUAGACUUCCCUAUUCUGGACUUUCAUAUGAAUGGAAUCAUAUGGAAUAUGAUCUUUUCUGACUGACUUCUUUUACCUAUAAUGUUUUCACAAGUCCAUAACUUGCUCCAGUUUCAUUCCUUUUUAUGACUAAAUUAUUCCACUGUAUGGAUUUACCACAUUUUGUUUAUCCAUCUGUCUGUUGAUGGACAUCUGUGUUGUUUCCAUCUUUUGGCUAUUAUGAAUAAUGCUGCUAUGAACAUUUGUGUACAAGGUAAUUUUUUUAACAUAUAUUUUAAUUUCACUUGGUUAUAUACCUAGAAGUGGAAAUGUUGGAUCAUAUGUUAAAUACAUCUGAGGACUGCUAGACUGUUUUGCAAAACAGCUGGACCAUUUCACAUUCCCACUAGCAGUGUCUGAGGGUUCUGAUUUCUCCACAUGCUUCCCAACACUUGUUAUUAUGUGUCUUUUGUACUUUAGCCAUCCUAGUGGGUGUGAAGUGGUUUCUUGUGGUUUUAAUUUGUAUUUCUUUGGUGGCUAGUGACGUUGAGCACCUUUUCAUGUUUUUAUCGGCCAUUUGUAUAUUUUUGGAGAAAUGUCUAUUCAAAUCCUUUGUUCAUUUUUAAAUGGAUUGCUUGUAUUUUAUUAUUGAGUUGAAAGAGUUCUCCAUGUAUUCCAGGUACAGGUCCCUUAUCAGAUAUAAAAUUUGCACACAUUUUCUUCCAUUCUGUGGGUUGUCUUGUCACUUUCUUGAUGGUGUCCUUCAUAGCACAACAGUCUAUAAUCUUGAUGAAAUACAAUUUAUCUACUUUUUUCUUUUGUUUCUUAGGCUUUUGGUGUCUUAUCUAAAAAUCCUUUGCCAAAUUGAAGGUCAUGAAGACCUACUCCUACAGUUUCUUCUAAGGAAUUUACAGUUUUUGCUCUUACAUUUAGAUCUUUGGUCCAUUUUGAGUUAAGUUUUGUAUACGGUGUGAGAUAAGGGGCCAAAUCCAUUCUUUUGCAUGUGGCUCUCCAUUUGUCCCAGUAAUACUUGUUGAAAAAAAAUAUUUUCUGCAUUGAAGGAUAUCCUUGUCUUGGUAUCCUGAUCAAAAUCAAUUGACCUUAGAUUUAUGGUUUUAUUUCUGAAAAAUUCUAUUGGUCUCUCUUUGUGUCCAAACCACAUAUCUUGAUUACUUUGCUUUGUAGUAAGUCUUGAAAUCAGGUAGUGUGAGUUGUUCUGUUUUAUUCUUAUUUUUCACAGUUUUUUGGGCCAUACUGGGUCUCUUGGAACUCCAUAUGCAUUUUAUUUUUUUAUUUUUUUUAAUUAAUUAAUUUAUUUUUGGCCGUGUUGGGUCUUUGUUGCUGCACACGGGCUUUCUCUAGCUGUGGUGAGCGGAGGCUACUCUUUGUUGUGGUGCAUGGGCGACUCAUUGCAGUGGCUUCUCUUGUUGUGGAGCACGGGUUCUACGCACGCAGGCUUCAGUAGUUGUGGCAUGUGGGCUCAGUAGUUGUGGCUCACGGGCUCUAGAGUGCAGGCUCAGUAGUUGUGGUGCAUGGGCUUAGUUGCUCCGUGGCUUGUGGGGUCUUCCCGGACCAGGGCUCGAACCCGUGUCCACUGCAUUGGCAGGCCAAUUCUUAACCACUGCGCCACCAGGAAAGUCCUUCCAUAUGCAUUUUAGACUGAGCUUGUCAAUUUGUACAAAGAAGCCUGCUGGAAUUCUGAUAGGGAUUACAUUGAACCUGUCGAUAAUUGGGAGAGUAUUGCCAUCUUAAUGUUAAAUCUGCUGAUUCAUGAACAUUAGAUGACUUUACAUUUACUUAAAUCUUUAAUUGCUUUCAAUAAUUUUUCUAGUUUUCAGAGUAUAAGUUUUGCAUUUCAUUUGUUAAACUUAUUUCUAAGCAUUUUAUUCUUUCUGAUGCUAUCAUGAAUGGCAUUGUUUUGUUUUAUGUUUGGAUUGCUUAUUGCAAGUGUAUAGAAAUAAAAUUAACUUUUGUGUA
Molecule: messenger RNA, 7442 nt
Organism: Orcinus orca (killer whale)
Lineage: Eukaryota; Metazoa; Chordata; Mammalia; Artiodactyla; Delphinidae
Gene: CALCRL
Product: calcitonin receptor like receptor
Exons: 17
Coding region: 619-2007 (462 amino acids)
Biological process (GO): adenylate cyclase-activating G protein-coupled receptor signaling pathway; angiogenesis; cell surface receptor signaling pathway
Cellular component (GO): plasma membrane
Molecular function (GO): calcitonin receptor activity; adrenomedullin receptor activity; calcitonin gene-related peptide receptor activity
Source: RefSeq, a predicted model, not a curated record